AUGGGUAUCCCAAAGGUUAUCGAUAUAAACUACACUGAAGGAUCUGGUGAUAGAAAGUGGAGUAGUACAAAUUUUCCAUGGACUAAGGAACUUGAGUGCAUAUUCAGGCCAAGAAUAGAAAUAAGUUUGGAAUCUAUUGCACUUGUCUCACUCAUCCAAGACCAGAUCAUGCACUUGUCACAGGCAAAUAUUCCUGCAACUUAUUUGAGUGGCAACUUGGACUGGUCUGAACAGCAAGAGAUAAUGAGAGAUUUAAAGUCAUGCCGCUACAAGUUGCUGUACGUCACUCCAGAGAAAAUAGCGAGGAGCUUCAAGGAUACAGAAGCAGUGGAAGGUAUAAUACCACUGGCAUUUCUGAUGGAAACACUGGUGGGUACAAUUCUUCUCCCAACCCAUAUGGUGCAGGCAACUACGGUGCAGCCAACUACAAUACAGGAUGUUGCAGGCUUAGGUGUUCUAAAACAAAACUUCCCCAAGACACCAGUCCUGGCCUUGACUGCAACAGCAACUGCUAGGGUUAAGGAAGAUGUUGUGCAAGCUUUAGCCCUUAAAAACUGCAUUGUUUUCAAACAAAGUUUUAAUCGUCCAAAACUGAGGUAUUACUUAAGACCCAAGACAAAGAAAUGCGUUAAGGACAUUGAUAUGUUUAUCCGCAAAAAUCAUUCUGAAGAAUGUGGCAUUAUAUAUUGCCUUUCAAAAAUGGAUUGUCAAAAAGUGGCAGAAAAACAAAGGGCUAUUUCUCGAAACUAUAAGCUGUUCAUUGUUCGUAUGGAUAUUUAA
Messenger RNA from Miscanthus lutarioriparius, 780 nucleotides. NCBI's taxonomy places the organism in Eukaryota, Viridiplantae, Streptophyta, Magnoliopsida, Poales, Poaceae. The record is from the annotation of a GenBank genome assembly.